Messenger RNA from Osmerus eperlanus (European smelt), 1053 nucleotides. RefSeq lists its product as uncharacterized. Lineage: Eukaryota; Metazoa; Chordata; Actinopteri; Osmeriformes; Osmeridae. Bases 160 to 1026 code for a protein of 288 amino acids. The record is from RefSeq and is a predicted model, not a curated record. The transcript is spliced from 3 exons.
UGGAAGUAGGCCAGACAUUAUUAGAAUAAUCUGGUGACAGUUUGGUUUUUAUAUCCAUAAAAAUAUUAUAAAAGUAAUCAUUUUUCAAAAUUGUAUGUGUAAUUUUCACCCGGUCCCUAACUCGACGCUGCAAAGUAGCGUUUUCCGAAUGUGAGACGAAUGUCGAAUAUGAAACUAACUUCACCUCGCUACUUCUGGCAAUGUAAUAUUUACAUUUAUGCAUUUAGCAGACGGUUUUAUGCAUUUAAAGUUGGUGGAUAUACAACUUGUGACUGCUGUAGUGAAGGUAAGCAUAAGAUGCCGCUUUCCAACAAGCGAUCCAGGGCAGCAAAGAAGAGGUGUGCUGCUCCAGAGGACCACGCGUCCACUGGCGAGGUUAAACUUCCUGAUGAAAAAAAAGCUAAACCAUCGGGGGUUGGGCAACCUCCCUAUCCCAAGGCCAAACAAACUUUACCAAACUCUACCAACAAACAAACUGUUACAAACUCUGAAAACCAACCAACUAUACCAAACUCUACCAACCAACAAACUGUUACAAAUUCUGAAAAACAAACUAUUACAAACUCUAACAACCAAAAACUUUGUGCAACCUGUUUCUGCAAUGAGAUGUCAGACUCCGUAUCCGUACACCUUUGUCAAACAGACAAACUAACUCCAACUAACUCAAUGCCAACUACUGUGGGAAACUCUGUGAACAAGCACCCUGUUACUGAUGAUGGUUUCUCCUUGACUAAACCUGUUACUUUUCCAGAGAGAUCAGUGCUGAUGGGAUCGUUUCAUCAAGGUCAUCCACAGUUUGGAGAUGAACAGAACAAGCAGUGUGGUGCCAUCAGUCUGACUGCAGUUUUGAAGAGCAAGACUAAGAGUGUGUUGACUUGGAAUACUCGAGAUUUAGAUGAUGUUUUGGUGAAAGGGACUUUCCUGUAUAGAUCAAUGAGAGCUCAGGGUAAAGUAAGAGACUAUGUGAGAGGAAGAGGUUACAUUGCUGUGUCUGAACUGCCAACAAGACAGAUUGUGGAACUCUGAUUUCAGAAUAAACUUUGCUGAGUCGUU